AUGGACCCAGUAGACACAGUGGGCCCAGUAGACCCAGUGGACCCAGUAGACACAAUGGACCCAGUAGACACAGUGGGCCCAGUAGACCCAGUGGACCCAGUAGACACAAUGGACCCAGUAGACACAGUGGACCCAGUAGACACAGUGGACACAGUGGACCCAGUAGACACAAUGGACCCAGUAAACACAGUGGAACCAGUAGACACAGUGGACCCAGUAGACACAAUGGACCCAGUAAACACAGUGGACCCAGUAAACACAGUGGACCCAGUAGACACAGUGGACCCAGUAGACACAAUGGACCCAGUAAGCACAGUGGACCCAGUAAACACAGUGGACCCAGUAGACACAAUGGACCCAGUAAACACAGUGGACCCAGUAGACACAGUGGACCCAGUAAACACAGUGGACCCAGUAGACACAAUGGGCCUAGUAGUCACAGUGGACCCAGUAGACACAGUGGAUCCAGUAGACACAGUGGACCCAGUAGACACAGUGGACCCCAGUAGACACAGUGGAUCCAGUAGACACAGUGGACCCAGUAGACACAAUGGACCCAGUAGACACAGUGGAUCCAGUAGACACAGUGGACCCAGUAGACACAAUGGACCCAGUAGACACAGUGGAUCCAGUAGACACAGUGGACCCAGUAGACACAAUGGACCCAGUAGACACAGUGGAUCCAGUAGACACAGUGGACCCAGUAGACACAAUGGACCCAGUAGACACAGUGGAUCCAGUAGACACAGUGGAUCCAGGCCCAGUAGACCCAGUGGACCCAGUAGACACAAUGGACCCAGUAGACACAGUGGGCCCAGUAGACCCAGUGGACCCAGUAGACACAAUGGACCCAGUAGACACAGUGGGCCCAGUAGACCCAGUGGACCCAGUAGACACAAUGGACCCAGUAGACACAGUGGACCCAGUAGACACAGUGGACACAGUGGACCCAGUAGACACAAUGGACCCAGUAAACACAGUGGAACCAGUAGACACAGUGGACCCAGUAGACACAAUGGACCCAGUAAACACAGUGGACCCAGUAAACACAGUGGACCCAGUAGACACAGUGGACCCAGUAGACACAAUGGACCCAGUAAGCACAGUGGACCCAGUAAACACAGUGGACCCAGUAGACACAAUGGACCCAGUAAACACAGUGGACCCAGUAGACACAGUGGACCCAGUAAACACAGUGGACCCAGUAGACACAAUGGGCCUAGUAGUCACAGUGGACCCAGUAGACACAGUGGAUCCAGUAGACACAGUGGACCCAGUAGACACAGUGGACCCCAGUAGACACAGUGGACCCAGUAGACACAGUGGACCCAGUAGACACAAUGGACCCAGUAGACACAGUGGACCCAGUAAACACAGUGGACCCAGUAAACACAGUGGACCCAGCAGUCACCGUGGACCCAGUAGACACAAUGGACCCAGUAGACCCAGUAAACAAAGUGGACCCAGUCGACCCAGUAGACCCAGUAGACACAAUGGACCCAGUAGACCCAGUAGACCCAGUAAACAAAGUGGACCCAGUAGACACAGUGGACCCAGUAGACACAAUGGACCCAGUAGACACAGUGGACCCAGUAGACACAGUGGACCCAGUAGACACAAUGGACCCAGUAGACACAGUGGACCCAGCAGUCACAGUGGACCCAGUAAACACAGUGGACCCAGUAGACACAGUGGACCCAGUAAACACAGCGGACCCAGUAGACACAGUGGACCCAGUAGACACAGUGGACCCAGUAGACACAGUGGACCCAGUAGACACAAUGGACCCAGUAGACACAGUGGACCCAGUAGACACAGUGUACCCAGUAGACACAAUGAACCCAGUAGACACAGUGGACCCAGUAGACACAGUGGACCCAGUAGAUCCAGUAGAC
Messenger RNA from Austrofundulus limnaeus, 1895 nucleotides. The record is from RefSeq and is a predicted model, not a curated record. Lineage: Eukaryota; Metazoa; Chordata; Actinopteri; Cyprinodontiformes; Rivulidae.